AUGAGUCUCCGUGGAAUCAGAUUAGUAACUUUUGAUGCAACGAACACCUUAUUAAAAUUUCGUAUACCGCCAUGGUCUUAUUAUACACUUAUUGCCAAAGAUUACGGGUUCACAGGAACUGAAAAAGAUGUAAAAGAAAAAUUCAUCGAUUCAUACAACUUCAUGUGGAAAAAGUUUCCUAACUUUGGUAAACGUAUUAUACCAUGGAACAAAUGGUGGCAGAAAGUUAUAGAAAAGACUUUUGAAGGUCAAGUGCCCAAGGACAAGGACCUUGCUAUUUCAGAAAUUCUGAUAGAAGAAUAUAAAUCGCCUAAAUUAUGGUGCGUUGCUGAAGGAGGCCGAUACUUGCUUAAUGCUCUUGAGAAAAAAAGAAUCAUGUUGGGAGUUGUUUCCAACUUUGAUCCACGCCUGCAUGAUAUUUUAAGAAAUGUAGGUAUAUUAAAGCAAUUCAAAUUUAUCAUUACUUCUUAUGAGGUUGGAUGCAGUAAACCUGAUAAACAAAUAUUCAUUCACGCUAUGAAGAAAUUUGGAUUGAGUAAUCCGAAAGAAUGUCUUCAUAUUGGAAAUGAUAUGCGGAAGGAUUAUGAGGCAGCAAUAAGUGCUGAAUGGCAUGCCCUUAUUGUGCCUAGCCCUGAAAAUCUACUGACAAAUCAAUCUGAGAAAUCUACACCAGCGCCAGAACAUGUAUUUCCAAGUUUACAAAUCUUAGCCAAAGCUAUAGAACGAAAUGAACUAAAACUUUAA
Amyelois transitella is the source of this 744-nucleotide messenger RNA. RefSeq names its product rhythmically expressed gene 2 protein-like. The coding region runs from base 1 to 744 and encodes 247 amino acids. The record is from RefSeq and is a predicted model, not a curated record. Lineage: Eukaryota; Metazoa; Arthropoda; Insecta; Lepidoptera; Pyralidae. The transcript has a single exon.